Molecule: messenger RNA, 1566 nt
Organism: Panicum hallii
Lineage: Eukaryota; Viridiplantae; Streptophyta; Magnoliopsida; Poales; Poaceae
Product: stearoyl-[acyl-carrier-protein] 9-desaturase 5, chloroplastic-like
Exons: 3
Coding region: 153-1367 (404 amino acids)
Biological process (GO): fatty acid biosynthetic process
Cellular component (GO): chloroplast stroma
Molecular function (GO): stearoyl-[ACP] desaturase activity
Source: RefSeq, a predicted model, not a curated record
GCGCGCGAGGUGACCAGGUUGAGCUUCGCAAGCACCUGCAAACACGCGCCACGCUUUACUAGUGAUGAAGGUGUGAGCACCAAGCACACACUAGACUAGGGCACCCACCGGCAUCCAUACACGCACUCGGCCGGAGACUGAAGGUGGCAGCCAUGCCUCUCAUGGCGGCAGCGGUCCUCCCUUCCCGCGGCGCGUUAUUCGGUGCCCCGACGGCGGCAGCGCCUCCUUGCCGGGGGAACAGGAGGAGGAGAGCCUGCUUGUCCCUGGUGGUGGCCAUGGCUUCGGCGGCCCAGCAGGUGCGCGCUCCCCGGAAGCCCUUCGCCCCUCCCCGCGAGGUGCACCGGCCGGUGGCGCACUCGCUGCCGCCGCAGAAGCGUGAGAUCUUCGAGUCGCUCAACUCGUGGGCGGCGGACACCAUCCUGCCGCUCCUCAAGCCCGUGGAGAGCUCCUGGCAGCCGCAGGACUACCUGCCGGACGCGUCCUCCGAGUCGUUCGGCGACGAGGUCCGCGAGCUCCGCGCGCGCGCCCGCGAGAUCCCCGACGACUACUUGGUCUGCCUCGUCGGCGACAUGGUCACCGAGGAGGCGCUCCCGACCUACCAGACCAUGCUCAACACCCUCGAUGGCGGCGUCCGCGACGAGACCGGCGCCAGCCCCACCAGCUGGGCCGUCUGGACCAGGGCGUGGACCGCCGAGGAGAACCGCCACGGCGACCUCAUGAACAAGUACCUCUUCCUCUCCGGCAGGGUCGACAUGAGGCAGAUCGAGAAGACCAUCCAGUACCUCAUCGGCUCCGGAAUGGACCCCAAGACGGAGAUGAACCCGUACAUGGGGUUCAUCUACACGUCGUUCCAGGAGCGCGCCACCUUCAUCUCGCACGGCAACACGGCGCGCCACGCCAGGCGGUACGGCGACGCCAAGCUGGCGCAGAUCUGCGGCACCAUCGCCGCCGACGAGAAGCGGCACGAGUCGGCGUACGAGCGGAUCGUGGCGAAGCUGUUCGAGGUGGACCCGGACUACACGGCGCGGGCCUUCGCCGACAUGAUGCGCAAGAAGGUGGCCAUGCCGGCGCACCUCAUGUACGACGGCCGGGACGACGGGCUCUUCGCGCGCUUCAGCGCCGUCGCGCAGCGGCUGGGCGUGUACACGGCCAGGGACUACGCCGACAUCAUCGAGUUCCUGGUCCGCCGCUGGGGCGUCGCCGACCUCACGGGGCUCUCCGGCGAAGGGCGCCGCGCGCAGGAGUUCGUGUGCUCGCUGGGGCCCCGGUUCAGGAGGCUCGAGGAGAGGGCGCAGGCCGCCAGGGGAAAGGACGACGCCGAGUUCGCGCCCUUCAGCUGGAUCUACGACCGCCAAGUUCAGCUCUGACUCUCCCAGAUCGAUCGAUCGAUUUGCCAGGUUCGUAAGAUAGAUGGCGGUUUAAUGACCUGAUCUGGUGAUUCUUAAGAAAAUGAUGGGGGUAAGAAAGAAAUAGCACACUUGUUUUGGAUGCUAUAGCAGGGUAAAAUUCGCCUCGGCAAUGUACGGAAGGAAUAUAUGGAUGUAAACUGCAAUCAUUCGUGAAAUA